GGAAACACUAAAAGAAACAAACAAGCUAUUAGAAAUUAUUGUUACAACUCCUAUGUCAACUUUUCUUCGUAAUACUAUGACCCAGGAUCGCCUUACAGCGUUGUCGAUGCUGUCCAUUGAAAAGGAAUUCAUUUCGACCAUGGAACAUUUCAACGGGAAGGUGAUCGACAAAUUUGCUGCCAAGAAGGAGCGUAGAAUCGAACUGACAUAUAAAAAAUAGGUAAGUUCGGAUUUGCAGAACACCUGUUUUAUUUUGCCACGAGCCGCCGCUGACUCAUUGUAUUUUUCAGUAGCGUCUGUAUUGAAUCAGUAUAAAUCGACAAUUCAAAAGAGUCCGGAAAACCUGCUGGAAGGUAAACAACGUAUUCCCUAAAAGUUUUAGCACAAAAUUCAUUGGCUUUAAUUU
Molecule: messenger RNA, 406 nt
Organism: Acanthoscelides obtectus
Lineage: Eukaryota; Metazoa; Arthropoda; Insecta; Coleoptera; Chrysomelidae
Source: the annotation of a GenBank genome assembly